AUGGCCGAUUCGGUAUUUCCUCCUUCCUCACAGCUCACACCCUCUCAAUGGGUAGCUCGCAGCCGCAGACCCAGAUCUCCAGAUGGGGACCGGAUCAUUUGGCAAGCGUCGCAGAGCGCUUGUGACCCUCUCAACAAACUCAUUAGUUUGGAGGCUUCCCAGACCCGGAGACUCCCCAGCGUUCCCGUGUUGCCUGGAUUCAGCGAGUCAUCGUUCCUUCCUCGCGACCUCUCGAAAGAGGCAUCCACUUCGACAAUAGAAUCAUCCAUCGGGCCCUCCCGAAAUAAGCGUGCCCGACCUUCCAAAGCGCCGCGCCACCAGAACAAAGAGGAGGAGGACCUAUCCCAAGGCGGCGACCCGAGUGAUUUCUACGCUGCCCUGCGCGGUGUCAUGGAGUAUACGUCGGCGAAGGCACAGAGGCGGGCGUCGACGUCCAGGACACAAGAGCGUGCUGUGCCAGUUGCAAGCCGGCCGCCCCCGCAAAGGGUACACUCUGAAGGCACUGUCGUCGGAUCCGAUAGAAGUGGGAAUGCUAGACGAGGGCGUAGUCCGCCGCGGACCUCCGCCGUUUCAGGUGCGAGUAAGGCCACAACCGUAGACAACCGUCACAUGGUGGUGGAUGUGGAUAAGCAAGCCUCGGGUAGGGGCGCCAGUACGAAUCGCUCACGUCCUCCAUCUGCCUCACCGUGCCCAACCACUGCACCAUCCUCUAUCUCCCUGCAGCCUGUGGCAACAGUCAGGGCUUCCAGCAGUAGUUCCGCCCCCGCUCUACCUACUCGUCCACCGAUCGAAAAUCGAAAUCCUAUCGAACCAAAGACGCGAGUCUCUGGAUCUCCGCUGUCGUCGACAAAUCAACCGUCUCCGCAGCCCACCCAACCGAAGGCCCCCCAAGCUCCGCGCGCUUCACAACGACCUCCCGCUCUCGGCAUGCGCCCCAGGGGGUAUAACAUCGGUGCAAAAAGCCAUUCGGCGUCCGUCUCCCCAGAGCUCCCAACGAAAAGGAAGGGGUUCAAAUCGCCCCUCAUCAACGCCAGCCAGGCGCCGCGAAAGAACACCCCCGAGCCACACCAGAAACCCCUUCUGGAGGCUUACCAGGGCGACGCUGCGCCGCCUUCCCCUCCUGCUGGGGUUGACUCCAGUUUCGACUUCGACUCGUCUUGGGAUAUGGAACUGUUGCACGAGAGCCUCAAGCAAUACGACGCUUAG
Messenger RNA from Gloeophyllum trabeum ATCC 11539, 1206 nucleotides. RefSeq lists its product as uncharacterized. The record is from RefSeq and is a predicted model, not a curated record. NCBI's taxonomy places the organism in Eukaryota, Fungi, Basidiomycota, Agaricomycetes, Gloeophyllales, Gloeophyllaceae. Bases 1 to 1206 code for a protein of 401 amino acids. The transcript has 2 exons.